AGCCAUGAGAUCCACGCGAAGUCAUGCUCAACCUUGACCUUGACCCUUUCAGGCCCUUUAACUCGCCCCUGGCCGUUCAGAUAGCCAAGCGUAGAGUCGAAACUGAGUUCGCUGUGGUGGGCACUUGGGAGGAGACAAAUAUCACCUUAGCCGUGCUGGAGCACUAUAUACCCCGAUAUUUCGCUCGUGCCACAAUGAUCUAUAAGAUCUAUCAGGACAGUAUAAUAAAUCGCAAUCGGAACAAUCGCAAGCCCCAUGUGGAUGCGGAUGUCCGGGCUAUGGUCAGGCGAAACUUUACCCAUGAGUAUGACUUCUACUACUUCUGCAAGCAGCGUCUCUAUAUGCAGUAUAUCGCCCUGAAACGCACAGAGUUGGAGCGUUACUCACAUCCAUAAGUUCUCUUCUAAUUUUUUUUGACUGAAUUUCCUUUAGUUUUUGUUAGUUUCUCAGUAAUUUAUUAAUAAAAAACUCAAUAGACAUUGUUA
Molecule: messenger RNA, 485 nt
Organism: Drosophila pseudoobscura
Lineage: Eukaryota; Metazoa; Arthropoda; Insecta; Diptera; Drosophilidae
Product: heparan sulfate 2-O-sulfotransferase pipe-like
Exons: 2
Coding region: 24-395 (123 amino acids)
Cellular component (GO): membrane
Molecular function (GO): sulfotransferase activity
Source: RefSeq, a predicted model, not a curated record